GCCCUCCCAGUAGGUUCCUGGGUCAGCAAGAUGCAGGAGCGCGAUGUGGAGUCUGCGGCUGGGGUCACGGAUCCUAGUCCCACUGGCAAGGAGCCUGUGACCAAGGGAGAAGCUCCCGACCAGGGCCCGACGCAGAAGCCCAGCCAGUCGGUUCCAGGGCCCGACACAUCCGUGGGGGCGCCUUCCCGACCCCGCCGGCGGCCCCCGCCCCAGCGCCCGCACCGCUGCCCCGACUGUGACAAGGCCUUCUCAUACCCGUCCAAGCUGGCCACGCACCGGUUGGCACACGGCGGCGCCCGCCCCCACCCGUGCCCCGACUGCCCAGCUCUCUCCUACCCGUCGCCCCGCACCUGCCCAAGGCCUUUGGCCACCGGCUCCAACCCGUGCCCGCACUGUCCAAAGGCCUUUGGCCACCGCUCCAAGCUAGCAGCCCACCUCUGGACCCACGCGCCCGCCCGCCCCUACCCGUGCCCCGACUGCCCCAAGUCCUUCUGCUACCCCUCCAAGCUGGCAGCCCACCGCCACACGCACCAUGCCACGGACGCCCGCCCCUAUCCAUGCCCGCACUGCCCCAAGGCUUUUUCAUUCCCUUCCAAGCUGGCCGCCCAUCGCCUAUGUCACGAUCCCCCCACCGCACCGGGCAGCCAGGCCACUGCCCGGCAUCGCUGCUCCAGCUGCGGCCAGGCAUUUGGCCAGAGACGCCUCCUACUCCUUCACCAACGAAGCCACCACCAGGCUGAGAGCCAGGGGGAGCGGGAGUGAGCCCACCCCUUGGCUCACUGGCUCCCUCUGCCGCCAGUCCCGAUCAAUAAAGAGGUGGCAUCUCUAA
Vicugna pacos (alpaca) is the source of this 829-nucleotide messenger RNA. Lineage: Eukaryota; Metazoa; Chordata; Mammalia; Artiodactyla; Camelidae. The record is from RefSeq and is a predicted model, not a curated record.